Messenger RNA from Rhagoletis pomonella (apple maggot), 1002 nucleotides. RefSeq lists its product as uncharacterized. NCBI's taxonomy places the organism in Eukaryota, Metazoa, Arthropoda, Insecta, Diptera, Tephritidae. Bases 1 to 1002 code for a protein of 333 amino acids. The record is from RefSeq and is a predicted model, not a curated record. Gene Ontology annotation, molecular function: zinc ion binding; nucleic acid binding. The transcript has a single exon.
AUGCGUGACACCAUUGCUGAGCUACCUGUCCUAUAUGGCAAAAUGAUGACUACUGUUCCAAGGGAAACGAUGAGUGUAGCCCAACAGAUGACCCCAAUCGCCACUAGGGGCUCACUUCCGACACAUAAAAACACAAGAGGCGGAAAAUCAGCGCUACGAGGAAAACUAGCGUCACCAGAAGAAGCAAAGGGAAAGAGUAGCGACCCAGGUAAAGGUGUCGAGGAAGAAUCCCAAUGGAAGAUGGUCCAGCCCAAAAGGAAGACGAGUACUAAGCAAACACGCCCAUAUGCGAUAGUAAUAAAGAGUAGCAGCGGGGGAUCGUACGUAGAUAUACUUAAAACAGUGAAGAGUGACCCUCAGCUUAAGCAUGUUGGUGAAGUAAUAACCAAAGUACGGAAAACGGCCAGCGGGGACCUUCUUCUUCAGUUGACUAAACCCACGGACUCGCAUACGCAGGAUAUCCAACGUGGGGUUAAAACAGCGCUAGGUGAGAAAGCAUCGGUACAGGCUCUAACAUCAGUAACGGCUAUAGAGAUUAGGGACCUGGACGCAACUACAAGCAAAGAAGAGCUUUGUACUGCCCUGGAAAAAAAAUUUGAUGGUAUACAGUUUUCGGAAGAAAGCUUAAAAUCUUUAAGAAGUGCCUACAGCGGAUCUAAAACAGCAACUCUCCUGCUACCAGCUCCUAUAGCAAACAAACUGUUAGCAGUGCGUAAAGUCCGUGUAGGAUGGGUGAUUGGCCGAAUACGCGAGAAAACUCAGCCGGUAAAAUGUUCCAAGUGCCUCGAGUUUGGUCACCUUGCUUGGAACUACAAAAGCACUUUCGACGUUAAAAACGCAUGCUUUAAUUGCGGGGAGCCAAACCUCGAAGCUGUUGAAUGCAAAAAAGAGGCGAAAUGCACCAUUUGCUCUAGAAGAAACCCAUCGCAGGUCAAGCACAGGACUGGCGGCAAGGAAUACCCCUACUAUAAAGAUGCGUUGAAAAAAGCACGUGCACCAUGA